Aegilops tauschii subsp. strangulata is the source of this 543-nucleotide messenger RNA. NCBI's taxonomy places the organism in Eukaryota, Viridiplantae, Streptophyta, Magnoliopsida, Poales, Poaceae. The record is from RefSeq and is a predicted model, not a curated record.
AUGGCUCCCGCUCCGCUCCGGCCGCGCGCCCCGCCUCGACUGCUGCUUGCCGCCGCACUCCGCCUCGCAGGCCCCGUGCUGUCCGCGACCCGCGCGCCUAGCUCCUCCUUCGCGUCGUCGCCGUGUGCCCGCACGCCCCGCCGCGGCCUCGUCCCCUACCCGCUCCGCCCUGCACUGCCGCCACGCCUGCGCCCAUCGUCGUUGCCUCCCGCUCCCCGCGUCGGUGCCCCGCUAGUCUCGCCGCACCAGGCCGCGUCCACGCCCGACGCCGUCGGUGCCCCCUGCGUCCCGCGGCCCCCUGUCGGGCGGCCGCAACUGCGCCAGUGCCCGUGCUCGCGGUGGUCCAAAUGGUCCCCGGUGACCGUUUUCCGACCGUGGCCGAGCCGCGCCGCCGUCCUGGAGGUCACCGCCGGCGCGUCAACACCGCCCGCCGACGUGGCCGGCCUGGGGCCACCCCCUGGGUCACUGACCCGUGGACCCCAGGGGCCCGACCGGCCUAUUGACCCGGUCCACCAUGUUGACUGGACCGGCCCGUGCAACUGA